Molecule: messenger RNA, 1320 nt
Organism: Exophiala bonariae
Lineage: Eukaryota; Fungi; Ascomycota; Eurotiomycetes; Chaetothyriales; Herpotrichiellaceae
Exons: 2
Coding region: 1-1320 (439 amino acids)
Source: RefSeq, a predicted model, not a curated record
AUGCUUUCGAUGAGAGACUCAUCGCGAUCUCGCGAUCCGCAGGCGCGGGCGAUGGAUGGCCGCCAUCGCAAGCUCUUUGUCGAGUGGACUCAGAGUGACCGAGUCCGACUCUGUGUUGGCGAAUCAAUCGAUACUCCUAAAGAGUUUCUGGUACCCGUUGAGUUCCUUCGGCGUCGGUCACGGGAAUUCCAAAGGCUGAUUCAUAUUCACUCGGAUUACUUGGAACAAAUCAAGCUCCCUGAAACGCGAAUUUCGACAUUCGAGGAUUUCCUGAUUUGGACAUUUACGCCUCAGCCUAAGAUCGGAGUCAAUGCGACAUUCGAUGAGGCAGUUCACCUGGGUGUCUUUGCCUGGAAAUAUCAAAUCCCUUCUUUGAGCAAUCAAGUGACAGAUGUUAUACGUGCCAAGUUGGCUGAAAAGGAAUGGCCCCUUGAAGCGUCGAUUGUGGAUAAUAUCUAUGGCGCAGUGCCCAGUAAGUGCCCGCUCAGGGAGGUGGUCCGCGCCGCCUUAGGACAGUUACCGCGACCCAAUGCGGAGGGUGAGGUUUUGAAAGACGAGUGGAAGGCCACAUUUCUGAAGCAUGCGGAGCUUGGUUGGGAUUACAUCCAAGCUGCAGCCACUGAAUGGACCAAGAGAGAUUAUCUCACAGAUUAUUGCAAAUUCCACGACCACCAGGGCGUGUCUCAUCGUGGUUCUUUUGCAGAGUGCGAUGGUUGUCCCUUUGCCCACGAAGAUUGUUAUCCAGAUGAGCCAGAAGAAGUGGUAGAUGGAUCUGCUGAUGCCGAAGCAAAAGCUGAACCUCCGGCUAGCGAGGACGUCCCAGUGGAAGAUGCCUCAAGUGAUGGGACGACUGUUCACAAAAUUGAAGAGCCCGUCGAACCACUUCCGUUAGAUCAGCAUGAAAUCGGCCUGACGAACGGCAAUGCCUCGGAAGAUCCAGCUUUGGAGUCCACGGAUAAUGGUGUGGAAACACCAAUGGAGGCUCCUAUGGAGGAUACAGAUCAGCUGAAGGACGCAACGGAUGAUGAUUUCAGCGGCACGAAAGAGACUGAUUCGGUUGCCGAAGUGGAUGGGACGACCGUUACUUCCGAAGGGCCUGGCGACGACCUGAACAGCUUGAAGGAGAAUGAAUCGGUAGUCGGAGAGGUUGAAGAAAGGUCUGAUGUGAAGCUCACGGAGAUGUCUAGGGAGAAUUCAAGUGACCUAAAGAUCGAUAGUACCAAGGCUGGUGAGGUGGUUGUCGAACAGGCGGUGCCAGAGUCCAAGAAGCCGAAGAAGAAUAAAUCGAGGAAGCGACAUGGCAGCAAAACGACAUUUUGA